This is a messenger RNA of Perca flavescens (yellow perch), 1134 nucleotides long. RefSeq names its product olfactory receptor 11A1-like. The coding region runs from base 1 to 1134 and encodes 377 amino acids. Gene Ontology annotation, molecular function: odorant binding; olfactory receptor activity; G protein-coupled receptor activity. The transcript is spliced from 3 exons. Gene Ontology annotation, biological process: detection of chemical stimulus involved in sensory perception of smell; G protein-coupled receptor signaling pathway. Lineage: Eukaryota; Metazoa; Chordata; Actinopteri; Perciformes; Percidae. The record is from RefSeq and is a predicted model, not a curated record. Gene Ontology annotation, cellular component: membrane.
AUGAUAAACUCUACACAGGUUUCAUAUUUCAUACUUGCUGCCUAUUUUGACACCAGGGGUUUUAAAUACUUACUUUUCUUGCUUAUUUUGUCUUUAUAUGUUUUCAUAAUUUGUACCAAUCUGUUGCUGAUUGUGGUUAUCUGUAUGAACAGAAGCUUACAUGAACCUAUGUACCUUUUUCUGUGCAGCCUGUUUGUAAAUGAACUGUAUGGUAGUACAGGGUUGUUUCCAUUCCUUCUGGUUCAGAUCCUCUCUGACAUUCACACUGUUUCUGCUUCCUUUUGUUUCCUGCAGAUUUUCUGUUUGUACUCUUAUGGAGGUGUAGAAUUUUGGACCUUAGCCAUCAUGUCUUAUGACAGAUAUCUUGCUAUCUGUUAUCCUCUACAAUAUCACACUCGUAUGACAUCUAAAAAGAUUGCCGUGCUUAUUGCUCUAACAUGGUUGUACUCUUUUCUUAGAUAUGUUUUGAUAGUGUCUGGUCUGACUGCUCCUCUACAGCUGUGUGGAAACAUUAUUAACAAAGUUUACUGUGACAACUAUUCUGUUGUCAACCUGGCCUGCUCUGACACCAGAGUCAAUAACAUUUUUGGACUUGUUCACAUAUUUACAGUAAUCUUUGGUCUUAAAAUCUUAAUUCUUUUCUCUUACAUGAGGAUUCUUAAAGUGUGUUUAUCUGGUUCCAAACAGACCAGACAGAAAGCUCUCAGUACCUGCACACCUCAACUUUUUUCCCUGCUGAAUUUUUCUUGUGGGGGUUUCUUUGAAUUAGUACAGAGCAGGUUUAAUAUGAACUAUUUACCCAAUAUGUUGCGCAUUUUUCUGUCAUUGUACUGGCUAACAUUCCAACCACUCAUCAACCCUUUACUGUAUGGACUGAAAAUGUCCAAAAUACGCAUUAUAUGUAGACUUCUGCUCUUUGGGGGGAAAAGGGCGGAAUCUGCAUUGUUCCUCUUCAACCCGAGGUUCAGCUAUUGGCCAAACCCUCCUUUCCAGCACCUUGGAGUAGAUUUUACCAAGAAGGCUGAGAAGUGUGAUACCCCUGGCUUUGCCACUGUGGAGUUUUUUGACUACCUCAGCGACUUCCACCAGGGAAAUCAAUGGCAAUCCCCCAUCAUCCUCCAGCUCUGCCUCUAA